AUGCAGGAUUCUUUUCCUUGUGACUUGAAGACUGCAAGAUUAAUUACCUUCGUUAACCCUUUGUCGGUGCCGUCUUCAAAUCUCCACUCUUCAGACUUAAGGAUUGCGAUAUUACUUCCUUCCUUACUUUGUGACUCGAGAUUCAUUCCUUGCUUCCCAAGAUUCGAUGGCCGAACUGAUUGGAACUCCAGCAUGUGUGCAACUGAUCUCCAAUCACGUUCACUAGUAGUUUGGUCUGAUUUCGCUGAAACAAAACUGGACAACCGUGUUCCCAAUAAACCUUCUUUGACGACGGUGAAGCUGGAGAAGGCAAAGGGGGAUAUCAAGUGGAAUGAAGCGUCGUCGUCCUCUGAUUCUCCUUUUUCUUCUUUUUCAUCUUCGUCACCGUCGUCUUCAUUGGACGAUAGAGAGUAUAAGGUGAUCAGGGACGCGAAUGACCAGUUUAGAGCAUCAGGAAGUCGAUUCGAAUUGUUAAAACACGAAUCAGAUUUGAGGAAUUUCGGUCACCAAACCUUUCUCAAUGGCAUCAGUGGUUGCUACAAAGACUACGUGAUUCACCCCAACAACAGGUGGUAUCGGGCAUGGACAAAAUUCAUAUUGUUAUGGGCAGUGUAUUCAUCCUUCUUCACCUCGAUGGAGUUUGGAUUUUUUCGUGGAUUGCCUGAGGAUCUCCUUAUACUGGACAUCAUUGCACAAAUAGCUUUCCUUGUAGACAUUGUUUUGCAGUUCUUUGUUGCUUAUAGGGACACUCAGACCUAUUGUAUGGUUUAUAAGCGAACCCCUAUAGCUUUGCGGUAUAUAAAAUCUAGCUUUGUCAUUGAUCUUUUAGGAUGUUUGCCCUGGGAUUUUAUUUACAAGGCUUCUGGUAGAAGAGAGGAAUUAAGGUACUUUUUGUGGAUAAGAUCAUAUCGGGUGCGCAGAGUCAAUGAUUUUUUACAGCAGUUGGAAAAGGAUAUACGGGUAAAUUACAUGUUUACUAGGAUUCUGAAACUUCUAGCAGUUGAGCUGUACUGCACUCACAUAGCUGCCUGUAUCUUCUACUAUUUGGCUACCACACUACCUCCUUCCCAAGAGGGCUAUACGUGGAUUGGAAGUCUAGAGCUGGGCGACUAUAGUUAUUCACAUUUCAGAGAUAUUGAUUUCGGAAAGCGUUACAUAACAUCCUUAUAUUUUUCUAUUGUUACAAUGGCUACUGUUGGGUAUGGAGAUAUACACGCGGUCAAUAUGAGGGAGAUGAUAUUUGUAAUGAUAUUUGUGUUAUUUGACAUGGUUCUUGGUGCUUAUUUGAUUGGUAACAUCACGGCAUUAAUAGUCAAAGGAUCAAAGACUGAAAAGUUUAGGGACAAAAUGAAGGAUCUCACGAAAUAUAUGAACAGAAACCGAUUAGGAAGGGACAUCCGUGAACAAAUAAAAGGCCAUGUGUGCUUACAGUAUGAGAGUAGAUAUGCUGAAACAGCUGUCGUUCAAGAAUUACCCAUUUCUAUUCGAGCAAAGAUAUCACAGACAUUAUAUUUGCCAUACAUCGAAAAAGUUUCUCUGUUUAAGGGUUGCUCUUCAGAAUUUAUCAAUCAGAUUGUUAUUCGGCUCUAUGAAGAAUUCUUUCUCCCAGGAGAAGUGAUUGUGGAAUAUGGAAGUGUUGUGGACCAGCUAUACUUUGUCUGUCAUGGUGUGCUGGAAGAAGUAGGUACAUGUAAAGAUGGAUAUGAAGAGACAGUUUCCCUUCUACAACCUUACAGUGUAUUUGGAGAAAUAUCUGUUCUUUGUAACAUUCCUCAGCCAUAUACUGUUAGGGUUUGUGAACUAUGUAGGCUUCUGCGGCUUGAUAAACAAUCAUUCACAAAUAUUGUUGAAGUAUACUUUUAUGAUGGAAGGAAAGUAUUGAACAACCUUCUAGAGGGGAAAGAAUCUUUUCAUGAUAAACAAUUGGGGUCAGACAUUACUCUUCAUAUUAGCAAGCAAAAAGCUGAACUUGCUUUAAAGGUCAAUAAUGCAGCUUUUCAAGGAGAUCUGUAUCAACUAAAAGGUUUAGUUCGAGCUGGAGCUAAUCCCAACAAGACUGAUUAUGAUGGAAGGUCACCCUUGCAUCUUGCAGCAUCUAGAGGAUAUGAAGAUAUCACACAUUUCCUUAUUCAGGAAAGCGUAGAUGUCAGUAUUAGAGAUAACUUUGGGAAUACGCCACUACUUGAGGCUAUAAAGAAUGGACAUGAUAGAGUUGCUUCCUUACUUGUUAAAGAAGGGGCGUCAAUGAGGAUAGACAAUCCGGGUAGUUUUCUAUGCACAGUUGUUGCAAGGGGUGAUUCAGAUUAUGUUAAAAGGCUAUUAUCUUACGGUAUGGAUCCUAACUCAAAAAAUUAUGAUUACCGAUCCCCUCUUCAUGUUGCCGCUGCUGAAGGUCUAUACUUCAUGGCAAGGUUGCUAUUAGAUGCUGGGGCUAGUGUUUUCACCAAAGACAGAUGGGGAAAUACCCCACUUGAUGAAGCCAAGAUGAGUGGGAAUAAAAAUAUGAUGAAGCUACUAGAAGAUGCAAAGUCUGCUCAAUUGUUGAAAUUCCCAAAUCAUUCCUCAGAAUUUACUAAUAAAAUGCACCCAAUGAAAUGCACAAUAUACCCUUUCCACCCAUGGGAUCCAAAAGAACUUGGAAGAUUUGGAAUUGUAUUGUGGAUUCCACACACCAUUGAAGAGCUUAUGAAAAGAGCAACAGAGCAGCUAGACUUUUCUUCUGAUUCCUGUAUUCUGUCUGAAAAUGCAGGUUUAAUUACUGAUGUUGACAUGAUCAAAGAUGGCCAGAAGCUGUAUUUAGUCCACAAAACGCAAUAGAGAUACACGUAUUGUAGCUUUCAUAUAACACAUAAUUAUGUGUUGUAAAUGUAUCACUCUGUUUGCUUUUAUAGGCUUCAGAAACCAUUUAGAACUGGCCAGGAGUAGGGAAGGAUCAGGAACGUUUGUCGAGGUGAAGGGGGUACAAUU
Molecule: messenger RNA, 2967 nt
Organism: Prosopis cineraria
Lineage: Eukaryota; Viridiplantae; Streptophyta; Magnoliopsida; Fabales; Fabaceae
Product: potassium channel SKOR-like
Exons: 14
Coding region: 1-2817 (938 amino acids)
Biological process (GO): transmembrane transport; potassium ion transport
Cellular component (GO): membrane
Molecular function (GO): voltage-gated potassium channel activity; protein binding
Source: RefSeq, a predicted model, not a curated record